CACGUUUGACAUGUGAGAUCCUCAUUGACUCAUCAAACACAAUGCAGACACGAUUUGCCGCAGUACAGGGAGAUCUCCGAGGCAAGCUGGCAUACAUAUCCGCUACGACACACUCACCGUGACGGCGUUGGUCACUUAUUCCUGAGGUGACUUCCAAACUUCUCCAAGACCGGUAGCUGAACUGGCGCUUCGGUCCGGAGACUCUGAGGGAACGUGAGCUGACACCUGCUGCAACACACCUGAAAGGCAACUGCACUUGGACGUGGAAGGUUAUAUCAUUCUGGGCUGAUGGAAGACGACGAAGGAUGCAAAGUUCCCGAUGGGGAGAAAGGAGACGUUGAGUCCCUUCGACAACGCAAUGUCCAGUCCGAGACUCAGCAUGACAGCUUGGGGAAGAGCAGCUCCACAGACACUGGAGAAGUCGUGCAGAUGCAGCGUAAUGUGGGCCUGGUCAGCGGAAUCUCAAUUAUCGUCGGAACAGUCAUAGGGUCGGGUAUUUUCAUAUCCCCCAAGGGUGUUCUGAGGGACACGGGGUCAGUGGGACUCAGUCUGGUGGUGUGGGCGGCCUCGGGACUCAUCGCUCUCAUGGGGGCGCUGUGUUACUCCGAGCUGGGGACGCUGAUCCGUCUGUCAGGAGGGGAGUACGCCUACAUCCGUGCCGCCAUCGGCAACAUCCCCGCCUUCCUCUUCUCAUGGACGUCCAUUAUCGUCAUCAGGACGUCUUCACUUGCUAUCAUCACCUUGACGUUCGCCCAGUACGCCGGGAGUCUCUUUGCCAUGUGUGGCCAGCCGGAGAUUCCCACAAAAAUCGUGGCCGCUAUUGCUAUUGUCACGGUGGGCAUUAUAAACAGCUGGAGCACGAACUUGGCCGCGCGGGUGCAGAUUAUUUUCACAGCCGGUAAACUCAUUGCUCUCACCAUCAUCAUCGUCGGGGGUAUAGUCAAGAUGGCGCAAGGUAAUACCAGCGUCCUGGCGGAGGGGUUUGAGGGGUCGACAACCUCACCAUCAACGAUAGCGCUGGCAUUUUACGGCGCUUUGUGGGCCUAUGACGGCUGGAACAACCUCAAUUACGUUACUGAAGAAGUGAAAUCUCCCUCGAAAAAUCUACCACGUGCCAACAUCAUAGGCGUCCUUCUCGUCACCGUCGUCUACGUCUUGACCAACAUCUCCUAUCUCAGCGUGAUGACGAGACAGGAGCUGCUUGACGCCAAUGCAGUGGCUGUGACCUGGGGAGACCGCAUCUUAGGAACUGCUGCCGUCAUCAUGCCUCUGUCUGUCAUGGUGUCAACGUUUGGGGGAGCCAACGGAACGGCCUUCACUGGAGGAAGAGUUGUAUAUGCUGCUGCCAGAGACAACAACCUGCCUGAGAUAUUGUCCUACAUCCAAGUGAAGCAGCUGACUCCCAUGCCGUCUAUGUUGUUCACAAUCUUCAUCUCCCUCCUCAUGAUCAUCCCUGGGGACAUCGGCAGCCUCAUCGACUUCUUCAGCUUCACCGCCUGGAUGUUCUACGGCAUGACCUUCCUCUCCCUCAUCGUCCUCAGGUUCAGGAUGAAGGAAGCGCCAAGACCAUAUAAGGUUCCAAUCCCAAUCCCGAUCAUCAUGCUUCUGGUUUCGCUGUACCUUGUCAUCGCCCCCAUCGUGGAGGACCCCCAGAUCGAGUUCCUGUAUGCCUUCCUCUUCGUCAUGGGGGGUCUCAUCUUCUACAUCCCACUCGUACAUUUCAACUUAAAGGUUCCAGGUUUUGACAAACUGACUGAAUGUACACAGCUAAUAUUAGAGGUCGUCCCCCCACCUGAAUUAUAGGAUGGCUUCCAACAACAGGAUUUCAGCUGGACUCAUCUCUGUGAUAGAUACUGGUGUAUUUUUGUUAUGUUAUAAUCAGUUGAAUAUGUUCAAUAACUAUAUGAAGCUACAGUGUACAUGUGUUGACACGUGUGUGUAUGUUUAUUUAACAGGCAUACUACCAGAAUAUUCUUGUUGUUGAAUAACAAUGCUCAAGGACUAAUAACGUGCAUGAAUCACAGUAAUGUGUCAGUGCACAAAUAAGCACCUGUCGUUAUAAGCAGUUUGAUACGUGUAGUUAUAACACCGUGUGUCGUUUUAGCAAUUUGAUAGCUAUAUAACCAUUUGUCAUUUUAGCAAUGUGAUGGCUAUAGCAGCAUGUUUCGUUUUUAGAAAUUUGAUAAUGACAACAGCAUGUGUCGUUGUAGCAAUUUGAUUUGAUAACUAUAUCAGCAUGUGUUGUUUUAGCAAUUUGAUAGCUACAUUACCAUAUGUCGUUUUUAGAAAUUUGACAGUUUAAUCACAAUGUGUCAUCUUUAGAAAUUUGAUAGCUAUGUCACCAUGUGUCUUUUUUUGCAAUUUGAUACUCCAUUUGAAUAUGUCUUUUUGUUCUUUGAUAGGUAUGUCAGGAUUGGCGUUUAAUUGAUUUGGCAGUUGUGUCAAUGUAUAUUUGUUUCUUUGUGUGUUUAACGUCGCACUCAGGAAUAUUCCAGCUAUAUGACGGCGGCCUGUAAAAAGUCGAUCUGGACCAGACAAUCAAGUGAUUGACAUCAUGAGAAUCGGUCCACGUAAUUGGGAUACGAUGACAUGCAUCAACCAAUUCAGCGAGCCUGACCACCCAAUCCCGUUAUAUAUCUCAUUAGUUAUUUGGAAGGUGUAUCUUGAUGUCCUUUUAGUUAUUGAUAGAUACAUUGUAUGCUAAAAUACGUCGUUUUAAAUAUUUGGUAGUUUUAUCAGAAUAAGUCGUUAUUCGUGUAUGUAGUUUUGUAUUUAUUUUACAGCUACAUUGUGUCGUUUUAAGCAUUUGACUGAUAUACAAUGUCGUUUUAGAAAAUAUACAACUAUAUCAUGAUCAGGGAUCAUGUGGAGUGAGUGAUUUGUUGACCAUUUAGAUAUACAUAUAUCGUUUCACUAACUUGACAAUCAUAUCAUGAUUUGUUGCUUUAAUAAUUACGAAAGAAGGCACAACAAUAUCGGUUGGAUUAUCAGAUUGUAUCAGAGACCAUGUUAUAUUUUGCGUCACAGCAAUGUGAUGACGUCACAAUUGACAUCAUUGUAUAUGAGCUAAAAGUACUCGCUGAGUAUUCUGUAAAUAGUAACUGAAUUAAUUACUUUAACAAAAUUAAUAUGUUUUAUUAAUUAUAUGCACAUAUUAUUAAAGGGAAAAUUAAAAUUGUUUUUGGUCGAUUUAGUUGACAGAAUAUUGAUGCGAGGUGCGUGCUUUAUCACAAACGUUGUACGAGCUACUCCGCGUAUCCAUGGAAACUGAAAAACUAAACCAAACGUGACAUAUAACUUAUUUGCGAGGCGAGCCUUAUACGAUUUUCACUGAUAAUUUGAUAUUAAAAAGGGCGUUCUCCGCAUCCUUUUUCUUUAAAAAAAUGUAUGAUACUGAGACAAAACGAGGAGCAAUUAUCGCAUUAAAGGUAGAAACCAUA
This is a messenger RNA of Haliotis rufescens (red abalone), 3440 nucleotides long. RefSeq names its product b(0,+)-type amino acid transporter 1-like. The coding region runs from base 289 to 1803 and encodes 504 amino acids. Gene Ontology annotation, cellular component: membrane. Gene Ontology annotation, molecular function: L-amino acid transmembrane transporter activity. The record is from RefSeq and is a predicted model, not a curated record. Lineage: Eukaryota; Metazoa; Mollusca; Gastropoda; Lepetellida; Haliotidae. The transcript is spliced from 13 exons. Gene Ontology annotation, biological process: amino acid transmembrane transport.